This is a messenger RNA of Centropristis striata (black sea bass), 2052 nucleotides long. RefSeq names its product tripartite motif-containing protein 16-like. Gene Ontology annotation, molecular function: zinc ion binding; protein binding. The transcript has 6 exons. The record is from RefSeq and is a predicted model, not a curated record. The coding region runs from base 11 to 1531 and encodes 506 amino acids. Lineage: Eukaryota; Metazoa; Chordata; Actinopteri; Perciformes; Serranidae.
GCUCGUAAACAUGGCAGAACUUAGCGGUAAUAAUGAGGAGAACUUGAACGAGAGUCAACACAAUACAGAUGUGCAGGAGGAACCAGGGGAUCCUGCCGCUGAGACGCCUGACACGCUGCUUCCACAAGAUGUUUUAUGUGACUCCUGCAUGGACAGCCCCAGCAGGGCUCUCAAAUCCUGCCUGACCUGUCUGGUGUCAUACUGCGAGGUCCAUCUCAGACCCCAUCUGGAGAACGCUAAAUUUCAAAACCACCGGCUGGUGGAUCCCCUCCACGACAUCGAGUGCCGGACUUGUGAGGUUCAUCAGCUCCCUCUGGAUCGCUUCUGUCUCCUGGACGGCUGCUGUGUGUGUCUGGACUGUGAGAGCCAGGAGCACGAGGGGCACACCACUGCAUCUGUGGGGGAGGCACGCACACAGAUUGAGACUGAGCUGCAGAAGAAACAAGAGGAGAUCACUCGGAGUGCCUCAGCGGCUGAAAAAGCAGUUGAAAAGCUACAAGGCAACAAUGGCAUCAUUAAGUCUUCAGUGCAGGAGGUUUGUGUUAUUGUCGAACAGCAGUUUGCCAGACUUCAGACAGCUGUAGAAGAGGCCAGAAAAGGAGCGGUGGAGGUGCUGGAGGGGGAGCAGAAACAGGCCCUCAGACAGGCAGAGGGCAUCCAGGCACAUCUGGAGCAGAGGAGAACAGAGCUGAUGAAAACUUCGGCUCAAAUGAACAAACUAUCCAAGAGCAAGUCUGAUGUUGACUUCCUGCAGGAGUACUCAGAGUGGAAAAAAGGCGUGGCAGAUGUGUGUCUGCCUUGUCCGCACAUCAAUCGCAUGGAACAUCUAACCUCUUAUGUCCAAGUAGUGACUGAUGCUACACAGGAGCUGUGUGACCUGAUUCUGUCCUCCUACAAGGAAAAACUGAAAUGUAUUGGUAAAAGCACUAAGUCCCAGAUGGAAGACUCUCAUCAUUCAUCUCUGCCUGAUCCUGAGACACGAGAGGACUUUUUGAAAUACACAAGGAAUAUGGCCUUUGACCCAGACACCACCCAUCAUUUCCUGCGUGUAACAGAAGACAACAGAAAGCUGACCAACACCAGCCCCUGGCAGCACAGCUACCCAGAGCACCCUGCUCGCUUCGAAUACUGGCGUCAGGCGAUGACCUCAGACAGCCUUUACCAGGGGAGACACUAUAUUGAAGCGGAGCUGAGUGGGGAGGGUGCACAUGUAGGAGUCACGUACAAGAGCAUCGAUCGUAAGGGAGAGCAAAGCACCAGCUGCAUCAAUGGGAACGACUUCUCCUGGUGCAUGGGAAGGAACAGCCGAGGGUUCUUUGCGUGGCACGCUGGAGUGGAGACACCUUUGACUGUCACUGAUAUCACAAGAAUUGGCUUGUAUGUUGACUUUCACCAAGGCUUUGUGUCUUUUUAUGAUGUAACCAGUCCUAUGAAGUUGCUCCACAAGUACUCAGCUGAUUUCAUAGAGCCCUUAUAUGUUACAGCCUGGCUGUCAAAGAAGGACAAUGUAGUCUCUCUGGUGGCGAAAUGAUGCAACAAUGAUCAUGUGUCUUCACCGUGAGCUUGUAAACGCGAAAAAAAGGUGCUUUAUGAAUGUUUAUUUAGCUUACAUAACAAGGUAUUUAAAGAUAAGGUGGUAUAUGUGAAGGAUAUUUUCACAUACGUGUCAUUGAAGGUUAAAUUUACUACCAUCUAGUGGUAACUGGACAACAUGAACAUUUGCAGCAGAAGGAGUGUUAGGAAUUUAUUGCAGCUUUAUUGCAGCUUGCCUGCUCUUGAAUGUGAUAUGAAUGAGGAAAAAAGCACACAAUUGGCUGUCAACAAUCUUUUAUUUGUCUUACGAGUGCACAUUCAGAACCAUUAAAAAGCUAUAUGAGGAUUUAUGAAAGGUCUGUAAAAUCAUCAAGAUAAUACAAAUUUACUUUGGAAAUCAUUAACACGCUUAAAAGUUCCCUGAGGUCAACUUCAGGCGCUAAAAUCAGUUUCUUUCUCGUCAUAAACUGGAUUUACAAAGUGCACACCUGUCUGAGUCAGGGAGAUUGAAUUAUUUGA